GCUCUUCAAAAUGUCGCUGUUUCUUUCGCUGAUUUUUGUUUUGGUGUCGCUGGUCGUGUUUGCCGUCCGGCGGAGACUCGGAUAUUGGCAGCGGAGGGGUAUACCUCACGAUGCACCCCACCCAAUUUUUGGACACCUUAAGGAUUGGCCCAAGAAGCGACACUUUUCCGUGAUUUUUAGGGACUACUAUAACAAGUACAAAAGUUCUUCUCACCCCUUUGCUGGCUUCUUUUUCUUCUUAACUCCAACGGCUGUCGUCACUGAUCUGGAACUGGUGAAAAGGGUAUUGAUCAAGGACUUUAAUCACUUCGAGAAUCGGGGAACCUUCCACAAUGAAACCGAUGAUCCGCUUUCGGGCACGUUGUUUUCCAUUGAAGGCCAAAAGUGGCGACACCUAAGACGCAAGCUGUCACCCACUUUCACGUCCGGAAAGAUGAAGCACAUGUUCCCCAUUGUGGUCAAAAUUGGAGAAGAAUUGGAGAAAGUGUUUAACGAGAAAACAGUUUCAAGCCAAGUUGUGGAAGUGGUUGAUUUGGUGGCACGAUUUACUUCGGAUGUCAUCGGAUCCUGCGCUUUUGGUCUGCAAUGCAACAGUCUCCAUAAUCCCAAAGCAGAGUUUGUGACGAUGGGUAGGCGGGCAAUCACCGAGCGGAGAUACGGGGGUUGGCUGGACUUCUUUUUCUUCGGAUUCCCAAAACUGUCCCGCCAACUGCAUUUAAAAAUAAAUAUCCAAGAAGUGGAGGACUUUUACACUAGGAUUGUUCGAGACACCAUCGACUACAGGCUGAAAUCGAAGGAGAAAAGGAACGACUUUAUGGACAGUCUGAUUGAAUUGUACCAGAAGGAACAGGAGGGCAAUUCGGAGGAUGGAUUAACCUUCAAUGAGUUGGCUGCCCAGGCCUUCAUAUUCUUUUUGGCUGGUUUCGAGACGAGCUCUACCACAAUGGGCUUUGCUCUCUACGAACUAGCUCUCAAUCAGGAUGUCCAGGACAGAUUACGAAAGGAAAUCAAUGAAGGUCUCGCUAAAAACAAUAAUGUGUUUACCUACGAGGGUGUUAGAGAAAUGAAGUACCUGGAACAGGUCAUAAUGGAAACCCUACGGAAGUACCCCGUCGUGGCUCAUCUGACAAGGGAGACUGAGACGGACUUUUCACCAGAGGAUCCUAAAUACUUUAUUGCCAAGGGAACACAGGUUGUGAUUCCUUCCUUGGGCAUUCACUACGAUCCGGAUAUUUACCCUGAGCCGGAAAAGUUCAAGCCAGAGCGAUUCACGGAAGAGGCCAUUGCCGCCCGACCAUCCUGCACCUGGCUGCCCUUCGGCGAAGGUCCUCGCAACUGCAUCGGCUUACGAUUCGGUUUGAUGCAGUCACAGGUGGGACUAGCUUACUUGAUCAGGAGUUUUAAGUUUUCUGUUGCUCCCGUCACUCAAAUACCUAUGAAGUAUGUGACACCUAAUAUUCUGCUUUCGGCAGAAAAUGGCAUUUAUCUGAAGGUGGAGAAGAUAUCCCAGUAAUAUCAUCAGAUGCUACUAGUCUGAGGAUUCCUAGCAUAUUUGAACAGCAGUUUCGUUUUUGUACAGUUGGGGUUUGUGGUUUAAUCAAUAAA
Molecule: messenger RNA, 1605 nt
Organism: Drosophila bipectinata
Lineage: Eukaryota; Metazoa; Arthropoda; Insecta; Diptera; Drosophilidae
Product: probable cytochrome P450 6a23
Molecular function (GO): heme binding; iron ion binding; monooxygenase activity
Source: RefSeq, a predicted model, not a curated record